AUGCAGUUUGAUGCUGGUUUAAUGGUAAUAAGGGGCCAAGUUCAAGCUAGCAUGAAGGAUAAAGUGUAUAAAGUUGAGAUAAACCCAAACAAAUCAGGACAGAUUGAAACAGCAAAAUGUAUGUGUUCUCGUAGAAUAAAGUGUCACCACAUAGCAGCAUUAGCACUUUUUGGACACUACAAUAUAUCCGUGAGAGAUAAAGAAUGUACUUGGAAUGUCCCUACUAAGUCCAAAAGUGCUCCAUUGAAAACAACUGAAGAAUUUUAUCCAUCCAAGCCCUUCAAAGCAGUUGAAGAAAACAUAAGUGAACAAGCCAAAAACAAGCUGAGGGAACAAUUAAGCAACUUUGGUGAUACUGUGGGGUUCACUUGGAUCUUACAAGAGGACAACCAUGGUAGACUCAAUAUGAACCUUCCACUCAUCGAAGAUAUUGUUACUGGCAAAAAUUUCUAUGAGGCUGAAGACAAAUUAGAAUACUUCAAGGUACAAGUUCCAAUUGAAGAGUUUGGGGCAAAAAGCGGUCAAAGACCAAAUUUGUCAAAAUCGAGAUUUCGUCAGAUUUUGCAUUAA
This is a messenger RNA of Ceutorhynchus assimilis (cabbage seed weevil), 570 nucleotides long. NCBI's taxonomy places the organism in Eukaryota, Metazoa, Arthropoda, Insecta, Coleoptera, Curculionidae. The record is from the annotation of a GenBank genome assembly.